UGCGAUUUUAUUGGCGUGAGGUUGUCAACGCUAGUGUCAAGAAAUUACCCGAAAAGCGAGGAACGAUGAAGAUUUUCGCAAUGUUCUAGAAAUUCUUAGUGUCUUACAGUUUUGAAAUUACCCGUGUAAAACGCUGGUUUACGUUUUAGUUGUGAGUGCCGAUUGUAAAUAAGACUUUUGUUGCACCGGUAUAGUUUUUUUGUACGAAACCAAAAUGGCAGCGACAAGGAGAUUACAAAAAGAAUUGGGUGAUAUUAGGAAUUCCGGGUUAAAGUCUUUUCGAGACAUACAAGUGGAUGAGACUAACAUCCUAACAUGGCAGGGACUAAUUGUGCCUGAGAAUCCGCCGUACAACAAGGGGGCGUUCAAAAUAGAAAUAAAUUUCCCAGCCGAGUACCCAUUCAAGCCACCGAAAAUCAAUUUCAAAACUAAAAUUUACCACCCCAAUAUCGAUGAGAAGGGGCAAGUCUGUCUGCCGAUUAUCAGUGCUGAAAACUGGAAACCAGCCACAAAAACAGAUCAAGUAAUUCAAGCGCUAGUGGCUCUAGUGAACGAGCCGGAGCCUGAGCAUCCUCUUAGAGCGGAUCUUGCUGAAGAAUACUUGAAGGACAAAAAAAAGUUUUCCAAAAAUGCUGAAGAAUACACGAAAAAGCACAGUGAGAAAAGACCCGCAGACUAGUUAUUUUAUAGUUUACCAUUAAUAAAUACCUUUGAGUUCAUAUUGCAUUUUUAAACUUACUAAAUAUAAAUCAGGGUUAAAUAUUUAUUUUUCUUAUUACCUUUUUGAUUAAUUUUCUUUUUAUCACCAUGCAAUUUAUGUUCUCUACUUUUUUUUCAACUUAGGAUUUUUUACUUUUUCGGUUUGGACUAGAGAAACUACACACUAUGCUCAUGUUUGCGUACAUUUUCACUACCGCUUCAAUUUUAACGUUAAGAGCUGUAAAUAGGGUGAAAUAAAUAUUUUCUAAAAUA
Messenger RNA from Brassicogethes aeneus, 972 nucleotides. NCBI's taxonomy places the organism in Eukaryota, Metazoa, Arthropoda, Insecta, Coleoptera, Nitidulidae. The record is from the annotation of a GenBank genome assembly.